Molecule: messenger RNA, 243 nt
Organism: Cooperia oncophora
Lineage: Eukaryota; Metazoa; Nematoda; Chromadorea; Rhabditida; Trichostrongylidae
Source: the annotation of a GenBank genome assembly
AUGAACUCGACCACAGCCCAGCAGGCCUUCUACAAUACACAGACCUCAGGACAAUGGGCCGACGUGCCUCCGGUGGGAGUCCGAGGUGGUUACACUGGUUUCGGCAAUAGUGGCGGAGGCGCGACCGCCACGAAUGGAUACGAUUAUGGUAGUCAGGCCGUGAACGGUUAUACAAUCCCACCACCAGGAUAUGGUCAAACAAUGACCUUCGCUUCAAACGGUGGCCCACCUCCGAGGUACUGA